Molecule: messenger RNA, 9291 nt
Organism: Epinephelus lanceolatus (giant grouper)
Lineage: Eukaryota; Metazoa; Chordata; Actinopteri; Perciformes; Serranidae
Gene: fgfr3
Product: fibroblast growth factor receptor 3
Biological process (GO): positive regulation of kinase activity; fibroblast growth factor receptor signaling pathway; multicellular organism development
Cellular component (GO): signaling receptor complex; plasma membrane
Molecular function (GO): fibroblast growth factor receptor activity; fibroblast growth factor binding; ATP binding
Source: RefSeq, a predicted model, not a curated record
AGAGACACCAGUCCGAGUUGGCUGAUCCGAGGCAACCAAACACACCGACUGGCAUCCGCGCUGGAGCCGAGCGAGGAGCCGCGUUCACUGCGUCCGGCCCGCGUCCCGCUCCGCUGCGUCCCCGUGCACGACAGGAUGAACGCGUUCAGGAGCUUUGGACACUUUGGACAGCAGCGCGCGCUGGAAAACAGGAUUUAGUGGAGAAGUUGGCUCUCGGCAGCGGCGGUGCCCGAGCUGAGACUCUGCUGACAGCCGUGAGGAGGAUCCGAGACUCUGUGUCGCCGAGCUGCUCCGUGACGCGCGAGGACGGAUUUUAACAAGUUCUCUGGGUUUUUAUAAAGUUUACAGGAAAAUUACGGCUGAUUUUUUUUUCUUCUUUGUGCUCGGUGGAAUCUGACAUACUGAGGCUUACUGUGGGGACGGAAUACUCUGGGUCAGCGGCGGGGAGUUGUUGGAUAGUUUCUUGCGGCGUGGAGGCCGCCGUUCUGCUGGACAGCAUGCGAACGGAGGAUGUUGUCUGAGUCUGAGUCGGGCCUCCCUGCUCUGCGUCUCACCUCGUCGUCCAGAGGAAUGACGGCUCUGUGGUGCUCACUCUGGCUUUUCUUCCUCCUGCCUCUCUGCGUCGCUCCGGCCAGGCUGCCCACCGCUCAGCCCACAGACUCUGUGUCCAGCGAGACAGCCUUCCUGGAGGACUAUGUCCUGGGCAUGGGGGACACCCUGGAAAUGUCAUGUGACCUGGAGGACCACUCGGAGCCUGUCGUCUGGUUCAAAGACGGCGCCGGGCUGGUGCCUAGCAACCGCACACGGCUGGGCCAGAGGAUGUUGUGCAUCAUCAACGUGUCGUACGAGGACUCGGGCAUCUACUCGUGUCGGCUCGCCCACAGCAACACGCUGCUUGGCAACUACACCAUCAGGGUGACAGAUUCUCUGUCGUCUGGUGAUGAUGAAGAUUAUGAUGAAGAUCCAGAAGAUGCAGGUAAUGGAAAUGAGGCUCCAUACUGGACCAGGCCUGACCGGAUGGACAAGAAGCUUCUGGCCGUUCCUGCUGCCAACACCGUCAAGUUCCGCUGCGCUGCGUCCGGAAACCCGACGCCGACCAUCCACUGGCUGAAGAACGGCAAAGAGUUCAAGGGAGAGCAGAGGAUGGGAGGCAUCAAGCUGAGACACCAGCAGUGGAGUCUGGUGAUGGAGAGCGCCGUGCCAUCAGACCGGGGGAACUACACCUGUGUGGUGCAGAACAAGUACGGCGCCAUCUCCCACACCUACCAGCUGGAUGUUCUGGAGCGCUCCCCCCACAGGCCCAUCCUCCAGGCUGGCCUGCCAGCCAAUCAGACGGUGGUGGUGGGCAGCGACGUGGAGUUCCACUGUAAGGUUUACAGCGACGCCCAGCCACACAUCCAGUGGCUCAAACACAUUGAGGUCAACGGCAGCCGCUACGGCGCCGACGGCGCCCCCUACGUGGACAUCCUGAAGACGGCAGGUAUUAACACCACAGAUAAGGAGCUAGAGGUGCUCUCCUUGACCAAUGUGUCUUUUGAGGAUGCGGGCGAGUACACUUGUCUGGCAGGAAACUCUAUCGGCUAUUCUUAUCACUCUGCCUGGCUGACGGUGCUUCCAGCAGUGAGCCCAGAGAAGGAGGAUUACUACGCCGAUAUCCUCAUCUACGUGACGGGCUGCGUGCUCUUCAUCCUCGCCGUGGUCAUCGUCGUCCUUUGUCGUAUGAGGAUGACGACGCAGAAGACGCUGCCCACGCCGCCCGUGCAGAAACUGUCAAAGUUCCCCCUCAAGAGACAGGUAACAGUGUCCUUGGAUUCCAACUCCUCCAUGAACUCCAACACUCCGCUGGUCCGGAUCGCCCGCCUGUCAUCCAGCGACGGCCCGAUGCUCGCCAACGUCUCGGAGCUGGAGCUGCCCUCCGACCCCAAAUGGGAGUUCCCUCGCACACGGCUGACUCUGGGUAAACCUCUGGGCGAGGGCUGUUUCGGUCAGGUGGUGAUGGCCGAGGCCAUCGGCAUCGACAAGGAGAAGCCCAACAAGCCGCUGACUGUUGCUGUGAAAAUGCUGAAAGAUGACGCCACCGAUAAAGAUCUGUCAGACCUGGUGUCAGAGAUGGAGAUGAUGAAGAUGAUUGGGAAACACAAAAACAUCAUCAACCUGCUGGGAGCGUGCACGCAGGACGGUCCUCUGUACGUCCUGGUGGAAUACGCCUCCAAAGGUAACCUGAGGGAGUACCUGCGGGCGCGGCGGCCACCAGGCAUGGACUACUCCUUCGACACCUGCAAAAUCCCCGACGAGCAGCUCACCUUCAAAGACCUGGUGUCAUGUGCCUACCAGGUGGCCCGAGGCAUGGAGUACCUCGCCUCGCAGAAGUGUAUCCACAGAGACCUGGCAGCCAGAAACGUCCUUGUGACAGAGGACAACGUUAUGAAGAUCGCCGACUUCGGUCUCGCCAGAGACGUGCACAAUAUAGACUACUACAAAAAGACCACCAACGGUCGUCUGCCUGUGAAAUGGAUGGCUCCGGAGGCUCUGUUCGACCGGGUCUACACGCACCAGAGCGAUGUGUGGUCCUACGGCGUGUUGCUGUGGGAGAUCUUCACCCUGGGAGGCUCGCCGUACCCGGGGAUCCCUGUAGAGGAACUCUUUAAGCUGCUGAAGGAGGGACAUCGGAUGGACAAACCUGCCAACUGCACCCAUGAGCUGUACAUGAUCAUGAGGGAGUGCUGGCACGCCGUGCCGUCACAGAGGCCGACCUUCAGACAGCUGGUAGAAGAUCACGACCGGGUUUUAUCGAUGACCUCCACUGAUGAGUACCUGGACCUGGCGGUGCCCUUCGAGCAGUACUCGCCCACCUGUCAGGACUCCAACAGCACCUGCUCGUCAGGAGACGACUCGGUGUUCGCCCACGACCCGCUGCCUGACGAGCCCUGUCUUCCCAAACAGCUCCCCAGUAACGGGGUGAUAAGGACAUAAAACCUGAGCUGGGGGGGCGGUCGGACUUUCACCUCUCUCACAGUUUGACAAACACCUCUCAGUGACUCCUCAAGAUAUGGAAAUGAAAACUCAGCAUGCAAUACUUCCACAGUGCUUCAGCGCUUCGAUUCGUCUUAAACUCUUUGACUGAGUUUUCCUCCUCUUCCUCCUCCUCCUCCUCCUCCUCCUCCUCCCCAACAGACUCUUGGAACAUUGAAGGAUUAUUUUUUGCCGUUGAACCAUGUUUGUGUUCCUCUUUUCAGAAAUGAAAUUAUAUUUUUGUACUCGGGCCAGUUUUUGUUACGGACAAUCUGUGGGGUGAAACCAUUCCGUGCCUACUGGGAUGAAAAAAAAAACUCCUGAGACUGAAACACGUGGACAAACAAGAAGUACGAGGAGGGAAUGAAGGGCAUUGGUCAGUGACUCAUUGGCGAUCCAGUAGGCGGGGACCUCAGAAUUUAACCCUCUCGUCUGCACGGAGCCCCGAGGUCGCCGGAAAGGUUUGCGAUCUCAAGGAGAAUCCGUCGACAAGAAACCAGCAAAGCCAGAAUCAACUCGAUGAUGGGACUCGUUCUUCCGAAGACACUCGAUAACUUUUCCUUGACAGGAGACGACAGAAAGGACGACAGCAUUUAAUGUUUUCUCAUGAAGUUGUACGCCAUCGUCCCGUUUUAGCAUCCUGAAAAAACACCUUUGUGAUAAUCAUGGAAAAAAUUCCUCAGCUGACGUGAGGCGACGUGUCAGGGCCAUUCAGUAAUUAGUACAAUAAGGUUUGUUUUUUUAAUGUAUCUAGAAAAUGAUUUAUUGUAAAUAUAUAAAUGCAAAUAUGUAUGAUAUCGCUGUCCACAGCCAUGUACGUAAAGACAAAACUACAUUUUUAAAGUAUUGUUUUAGGAUGGAAGCAUUGCAGUCUAGAAGACACUGUCAUGGAAGUGUAAAACAUGUAAUCAUUUAAAGUGAAAAGGUUUAUUUGAAUAAUUAACGUGUAUAUUUGUAAAGAUAUUUAUAGACUUAACGUGGUUCUUAAGUUGAAAGGUUUAGUUUAGGAUUUUAGUACUGUACGCAAAGAUUUUUAUUUCCUUUUUUUUUGUAACUUAUUUUACAACAGAACUGCGGCGUUAUUUUUCAGACUCCUCUGGUUUUUGAUCCAUCUUUUUGUUUUGUUUACAGUUUUUAAAAGAAUAAGAAUGUAUGACAGACGGGAAGAUGAAUAUAAGAGCGAGUGUGAUUCGACCUCCAGAGGAGGAUUCGGGAACUGAAGGCUCCCGCUGAAGGGACGCUGACGUUUCCGACGAGUUUAAAUUCUGGUUUGAAAAGUUGACGUUUGCGAUAUCGAAGCAACGAUUGACUCUUGCUGGGCAAGAAAAAGCAGCGCCUGGAGGUUUGUACGGAGACGCCGGAGAGUACGACUGAAGUACUUUACGACGUUUUCAAUAUCAACAACAACGAGCUGUGAAUCAUCAGGAGCCUUCAGAGAAAAAUCUUCCUAUUGAUUCGAUCUCACUGUUCAGGGAUAAACUACAUCUCCCAUAAUUCUUUCUUUAAAUCGUGGCAUUCAAAAAAAUGUGAAAGCUCGUGAGAGAACAAGUGUCGGCUAAAAAGUCUCAACAGCGAACAAAAAAGAAAAGUCAGUUUUACAUUGCUGACCCCAAACUCACCCUGUGUUCAGCUGCACUGCAUUCUGGGGCUUUGAGUCCCAGGCUGCUCUCAUGCACUGUUUGUGUGUAUAGAGUAAUGCACCACAAUUUAUAUAUAACCCACGUGAUCGAAGGCUGUGAUCAUGUGACCAGCGCGCUGACGGAAGUAAAAAGUGAAGUACUAAAAAGAGCGACAGUCAGGAGGAAGAUGGGGUCGUGGACUUUCCCGUAGAAACAGGUGUUUGUGUCGCGACUAGAACCAGGUGAACUUUGAGUUAUUUCAGUGAACGUUGUCACCAUGUUUGUUUUUCUGAACCUAGCCUACGUAACUUAACGUUAAGUAUGUAACACAAAGAUUCCAAAACCACGUUUCUGUUCCAAAACUUAUCCUACGUGAUUUAACGAUAAGUACAAAACUACUUUUCCUAAAUCUAAUUUGCGUAACUUUACAAUAGGUACGAAACUUUACGUUACGUAACUUUACGUUAAGUGCAUAACAUGGCAACACCCAAACAUGUUAUGUAUCUAAAGUGACCACAUUUUAUUUCCUAAACUUAACCCACUUAACUUAAGGUUAAGUAUGUAACUUUACUGCAAGUACGAAAUGUAAAGACUCCCAAACUGUGUUUCUUCUCCUAAACCAAACCUGAGUAACUUUAUGAUAAGUACAAAACUCUACAUCAAGUAACUUUACGUUAAGUACAUAACGUGACGACACUCAACCACAUUUCUUUUCCUAAUCUUAACCAACGUAACUUCACGUUAAGUAUGUAACAUUACGUUAAAUAACUUUACGUUAAUUACAUAACGUGACAACACUCAACCACAUUUCUUUUCCUAAACCUAACUGGUAGGCAAAUUUGCGAAUCCUAGGAUAGCGAAAGAAUGGCCGACUUUACUCCACCUCUACUCUGUCUUUGAUUAGCUCACGCUAACCCUUAACCAAUCCAACCAAUGAAGGCAAUGAGUACUAGCUAAUCAGAGGGAGCGUAGGGAGGGUCGGCCUUUAGGAUCCUAUUCGCAAAUUUGCAGCUGGUACGGGCGCUAGUGAAGUUGGUGCUGUUUCAUUAGAUACAAACCUUUGUAUGAGAAAAUACUGUGAGUCCGGUAAAGGUGCAGAAACUGUUCUCUGUUCCUGUUUUACAGUCACGUGUGAUCGUUGAACGUCAGCGGCUUCGGUCUGAAACAAGGUCUCAGUCCUUGAUUCUGAGCCUUGAAACUAAAAUGUGACAUUUAUGGUUCAUAAACAGAAUAAAUCAAACAAAGACAAAAGGAGACUCAGAGGGUUUGUUUGAAGAGUGUUAGAAUAUUUAGGAGGAUUUAUUUCUGAAGGUCGCUCUGAAGGCUUCACACUCUUGUAACAGAAAGGUCACAGGGUCGAUGCUAACAAGCUGCGUGCGGAUGUCAAAGUGCCCUUGAGCAAGACACUCAGCAUCUGUGUGCACACUCACACAGAGAGACAUCAGCUUGAAGGCAGAAAUGUAAAGCUGUUAAUAAGAAAAAGAAAAAGCUGCCCAGACUUUUGAGACUUUAUCGCUGCUCUAUAGUAUUAAUACUGAAAUGAAGGCGUGCUGUGCGACUCACAGGUCUCACGGCCAAACAGAAAUAUAAACCGUAUUUGUGUCGGCCUGUUAAAGGAGACUCUGACGACUGUGCAGGAUCCUUCGCUCCGUCUGUGGGAGCAAAUAAAAAGUGCCAAAUUAGUCUUAAAGUCGAUUUCAGCGAGUUCUGUGAACCAAAUGCUGCACUGUGGAAUGUAGGCGGGCGGAGGUCACGUGUGCAGCGAAGGAUCAUGGGAUUGCCAAAUGGAUAUUUCCCCUGUUUUUUAUGCAGUCGUCUCCAGCUGACCCCAAGAAGCGAGCGGGUUGAAAAUGUUUACAGAGUCUGUUUUUAGCAAAGUCACAAAGGGAAAGGGACGUUCAAGAGAACUGAAGGUUCAGACACAACAUUCACUCGCUGCUAAAUGUUAACAGUGGGAACACUUUGCUACGGAGUUUACUGUCAGUACUUAAACACAUCGCCCCCAAAUAUUUAAAGUACUUAAAGGAGUGAGAACCUGUAUUUAACUGUUUUGCUACACUGGGAGAUUUUGAUGUAAAUGAUGUUUAGUGGUUGGUUUGUGCACAGACACGAGGCCUCUGUGAAGUGAACGCUUUCACCCAGUCGAUGUUUAAAGUUUGGGCCCAGAUCUAUGAAGUGCCUGAAAACAUUCAGCCAACAAACAGCAGAUUGAUUCAUUCUUAUCACGUUUGAAUGUAUAAUUGCAAAAAUAAUAACUGAAUAAAGAAGCAGUUCUCACAGAAGCAGGCGAUGGAAGUAUUAGCCUUUUGUUUUUAAUCUGGAGCGAACGCCAUGAGAAGGCACUUGUGUGUAAAGGUCGGACGGAUCUGAUGAAACGCUGUUUGUUUUAUUUAUUCUUCCAUGCUGGGUAAAAGCUUUCCCUAUGGCGAGAGUAUUUUUAUUCAAAGCUAUCUGCUUUUCACUGUUGUUUCUCAUUAAAGAGCCAGAAGAUGAUGAAGAUGAUGAUGAUGUAGAGUAGUCAUUUUACUGACGCCCCCCAUCAGGCUUUGCUCCUGGCUUCGUUUAUCCUGUAUUUUAUUUUUAUCACACGCCCCCGGCCUUUUCUCUCUGCGUCCCUGUCGAGCUCCGUCUCUCUGUUUAAAGACCAUGUGUUGUUUUGAACAUGUGUGAUGUCGAUGGCGUUCCUGCGUCUGUCACGUGAAGCAGGAGAUCCAUCACAGGAGGAAAAAUGGCAGCCAGUAACUGAACCUAUCGACUUCCCUUCAGGCCUUUUGUUCCAUUUUGGAGCUAAUGAAGCUUCACAUUAAGUAUUCGACCGAUCUGUCACUUCGCUGAUACGUUUCGUUGCUGUUGCAUGAAAAACAUGUUUCUCCAAAAUGUCCAUUUUUCACCAGCUCAGAAAAAACAGCCCUGUUUCAGCUCUCUGACCUGCAGCGUUAGAAAACCCACAUUCUCCAAAGUGUUUCAUUUAAAGUAGUCUGCAUUUCCUCACACAGAGAUUUUCAGCUCAGGAGACCUAUAAACAUACAUUAAAUACACUUAAAUACACUUAAAUACACUCAGCAAUCACGGCAACAGGCGUCCAUAGGGACUAUUCUUAAUUCAUCAGAGGCUUUUUUUAUUUUGACCCUCCCUGAGUGACUGGAGGUAAAUCCAUGACCAUAAGUGAGUUAUUAGAUUUUUGACGUUUGAAAGUUAAAAGUUGAAAAAGUCUCAGUUUUUCACUCUCGUCGUACAAACGGUUUAUUUUUGGCCAAAUUUUAAAUGAGAUGUAAAAUAAAGUGAUUUUGAUGAAAUAUUUAAGCUCAGAUGUGAUUUUUUUUUCUGGUGUCACAAGUUCAAGGCCGUCAGAAAUUUAAAAAUCCAAAGAUAAGUCCUGUUUGGUUCUUCUGAAGUCAUUUUGGCCAUUUUUACAGAAAAUGUAUUUUCUUUAAAAAUAGCUUUUUUUUGUUAAAUGGAAAAAAAUCUUUUUAGAAUAAUUGCUCUUUAAAAAUCACUUUUGAAGUUUUUUUAAAAUUGAAAAAAAAAAUUAAUUGCUGUUAAGAAAUCGCUUUUUAAAAAUCAGAAAAAAAGUUAUCUGACAUGCCUUUAUAUAUUGAUUAUAUAUUAUCUGUCCCUAUAAGAAAUUAAACUGAAGUUUGUUUUCCCAAAGGAGGCUAAAAACAACCCAAAGAGCACCUGAGCAGACGCCAUCUCUUUAUUCAUUAACGCCAUGUGCUCACAGUUUCAGGUGCACUGAGCAUGUGUCUCACCCUCAUAGCUCCCAUCAGGUCGGUCUGGAGUUUCAUUAAAACAGUCUAAAUUCAGCUCCAGGUUUUUUCAUCAUGACAGGAAAUCAAUCAGCUUUGAACACAGCGUCGGCCCUCAGAUGUCACAUGUUUAAAACAACACAUGGUUUUCAGAGUUUUCUUUGGUAUUGACUGAGAGACGAGGUCGCUGUCAGCAGGGAGGGACUCUUACUGUAUGUACAGCCACACGUGGGCCUUUAACUUCCUGUCGUCUCCGCUCUGACGGACUUAUUUAUUCUCUCAAAUAAAAGAGGAUCAGAUUGAAGGUGAAGCUGGGAGGAGACGCACACACUCGUCCCUCCACUCAGAUCCAAACUACACAAUUUAUUUCCACACAGCGCUCGUCUGGUUUCUUUAGCCCUGCAGCUCUAACCCGACAUGUUAGUCCACAUUAAUUUAUAGUUUGAGAUCUGCUUUGUGUUGCUGAUGUACAUGAGUAGAGUUUAUGUAGCUGUGUGAGCUGUUUUAUAAGAAUCUUAGAGAGGAAAUGAUUUUCAUAUUCACUUCAUUUCAUUUUGCAUUCCACGUCAGGUUUUCUUUCUUUUUAAACCGUAUGUAGACAAAAUCAUGUUUGUCCUCUGAUUUAUUUUCCCAGUCCCAUAAUUUAUUUUCCUCCCUCUGUAUUCAUGUCUCUAACAUAGACAGGUGGAACUAACAUUUGGCAUUAUGUGAUUGUUUUUAUUUGUAAUUCAAUGCUUGUUUGUUGCGCUGAUGUUCCUGUUCUGAUCACGAUGAAUCGUCUGUAACAUUCCACCACAUCGUCCCCUCGGGGCCAACAGCUCCCAGCGGGGGAAAGAACUAGAUCACAACUCUCUCUGUGCCUGACUAACUAUGCUGUCAAAAAGGUUUUCAAUAAACAUGUUAUAAUGGCG